Messenger RNA from Poecilia reticulata (guppy), 4623 nucleotides. RefSeq names its product anoctamin 3 (gene ano3). Gene Ontology annotation, molecular function: protein dimerization activity; chloride channel activity. Gene Ontology annotation, biological process: chloride transmembrane transport. Gene Ontology annotation, cellular component: plasma membrane. Lineage: Eukaryota; Metazoa; Chordata; Actinopteri; Cyprinodontiformes; Poeciliidae. The record is from RefSeq and is a predicted model, not a curated record.
AGAGGAGGAGGUGGGCAGGGAGGGAGGAGGGAGCAGCAGCGUGCGGAGCGGAGCGGAGACAGGUGUUGCUGGUGUUUGCGCAUCGUUCGUGAGAUCGUUUCAGCAGGAUGGGAGACGAGCUGACACCUCCACGGGUUCCCUCCGCAGUUUCCCAUGCGUUCUGCAGUUUAGCUCUUCCAAACGGGGAAUUUGAUUAAAUACGCUGGAGACCAACCGAGAGCCGCCAUGGUGCACCACUCGGGCUCAAUCCAGUCCUUCAAGCAGCAGAAAGGCAUGCACACCAGCAUCAGCGAGAUCCUGAAGGAGAAGAGCCUGAAGCCGUCUCGCCGCAGCCUGCCCUGCCUGGCUCAGAGUCAGACGCAUCCCAUCAACCUCAACCACUUCCUGUCUGUGCCUCUGAGCCCAGAGCCCAAACCAGACCUCGACGAUCUGAGUCAGAGCAUCAGCACGUCCUGCAGCCUUCUGCCACCACAGACAGCAGAGGAUGUCAAAGACAGCUACAUUGAGGAGACCGAAGUGAGCACAUGUGAAACAAGAGCAAACCCGACAUUUCUUCUGCAAAAGCCAGUCAGCCGGGCUAAAUUAGGGACCCGUGCCGACUCUCUUCAGGGAAAAAAACAGUCAGACGCAUCUGGACUGCUGUUUCGAGAUGGAAAAAAGAGAAUCGAUUACAUCUUGGUUUACAAGAAGUCCAGCCCGCAGGUGGAGAAAAGAUGCACGUUUGAGAAGAAUUUACGAGCCGAGGGCCUGAUGCUGGAGAAAGAGCCCUCUUUGACAAACAACGACAUCAUGUUUGUGAAGGUCCACGCUACCUGGGAUACCCUCUGCAAAUAUGCAGAGCAGAUGAACAUCCGCAUGCCUUUCAGAAAAAAAUGCUACUUCACUGACUGGAGGAGCAAAACCCUUGGCAGCAGGUUUCAUCUGAGGUGUCAGCAGAUAAAAAGCUGGCUUCCCAAAAAUCCCAUGAAGCUGGACAAAGAGGCGCUGCCCGACCUGGAGGAGACGGACUGCUACACGGCGCCCUUCAGCAGAGCGCGCAUGCACCAUUUCACUAUCAACAACAGAGAGACGUUCUUCUCAAAUUCAACCAGGAGCAGAAUAGUCCAUCACGUCCUGCAGCGCACCAAGUAUGAAGACGGAAAAUCAAAGAUGGGCAUCAACCGCUUACUGGGCAACAACACAUACGAGGCGGCGUUUCCUCCACAUGAGGGCGGCUACAAGAGCGGACAUCCAAUUAAGACGCACGGCGCCCAGAACCAAAGGCAUCUUCUGUACGAGCGCUGGGCCCGCUGGGGGAUCUGGUACAAAUACCAGCCUCUGGACCUCAUCAGGCGGUAUUUUGGGGAGAAGAUUGGCCUGUACUUUGCAUGGUUGGGCUGGUAUACAGGCAUGUUAAUCCCUGCAGCCCUCGUUGGUGUUUUUGUCUUCCUGUAUGGACUCUUUACCAUGGACUCAAGUCAAGUGAGUAAGGAGAUUUGUGAAGCCAACACAACCAUCAUGUGUCCUAUGUGUGAGGAAAGCUGCAAGCCAUGGACGCUGAGUGACAGCUGCGUCUUUGCAAAGGUAACUCGUCUGUUUGACAACGGCGGCACUGUGUUCUUUGCCAUCUUCAUGGCUAUUUGGGCAACCGUAUUCCUGGAGUUUUGGAAAAGGCGGAGAGCAGAACUGACGUACGACUGGGAUCUCAUCGACUGGGAGGAGGAGGAGGAGGAGCUGAGGCCUCAGUUUGAAGCCAAGUACUCGGGAGUGGAGAGAGUUAACCCCAUUUCUGGAAAGCCUGAGCCCUUCCAGCCCUUCUCAGACAAACUCAGCCGCCUGAUGGUGUCUGUGUCUGGAAUAUUCUUCAUGAUUUCCCUCGUUCUGACGGCCGUGUUUGCUGUCGUGGUUUUCCGUCUCAUUGCGAUGGAGAAGUUUGCCUCCUUCAACUGGGACUUUAUCCAGAAAAACUGGCAGUUCGCCACGUCUGGCACUGGCGUCUGCAUCAACUUUAUGAUGAUCAUGUCUCUCAAUGUGGUUUAUGAAAAGGUGGCCUACCUGUUGACUAACUUAGAGCACCCACGCACCGAGUCUGAGUGGGAGAACAGCUUUGCUCUCAAGAUGUUUCUCUUCCAGUUUGUGAAUUUGAACAGCUCCACAUUUUACAUCGCUUUCUUUCUCGGAAGGUUUGCUGGCAGGCCUGGAAGCUACAAUAAGCUCUUUAAUCGGUGGAGGCUGGAGGAGUGUCACCCCAGCGGCUGUUUGAUUGAUCUGUGUCUGCAAAUGGGAGUCAUCAUGUUCUUCAAACAAAUCUGGAACAACUUCAUGGAGCUUGGAUAUCCCUUGCUGCAGAACUGGUGGUCUCGCAGGAAGAUGAAGAAAGGAGGAGGAGGCGGCGGCGGAGGCCAGAAUGUGGAGAAUAAAACCCAGCUGCCGCAGUGGGACAAAGACUGGAACCUGCAGCCGAUGAACGCACACGGACUGGUGGAUGAAUACCUGGAAAUGGUUCUCCAGUUUGGCUUCACCACCAUUUUCGUAGCAGCUUUCCCUCUGGCUCCUCUCCUGGCUCUGCUUAACAACAUCAUUGAAAUUCGUCUGGAUGCCUACAAGUUCGUCACUCAGUGGAGGAGGCCCAUGCCAGCGCGGGCAACAGAUAUAGGUAUCUGGCAUGGGAUUCUGGAAGGUAUCGGCGUUCUGGCAGUCAUCACCAAUGCCUUCGUCAUCGCUAUAACCUCGGACUACAUUCCCCGCUUUGUUUACGCCUUCAAAUACGGCCCCUGUGCGGACAAGAGGCCCCGUCACACAGAUGAGUGCCUGCAAGGUUAUAUGAACAGCAGCUUGUCUGUGUUUGACAUGUGGGAGCUGAAGAACAGCAGUGAGUUCAGAUACUGCAGGUACAGAGACUACAGAGCGCCGCCCUGGAGCACGAUGCCCUACGAGUUCACCCUGCAGUUCUGGCAUGUUUUGGCUGCCAGGCUGGCAUUCAUCAUCGUCUUUGAGCACCUGGUGUUCGGCAUCAAGUCCUUCAUUGCGUACCUCAUUCCGGACAUGCCGAAGGAUCUGUGCGACCGCAUGAGGAGGGAGAAGUACCUGAUGCAGGAGAUGAUGUACGAGGCGGAGCUGGAGCAUCUGCAGAAAGAGCGAAAGAAAAACGGGAGGCGUUAUCACCACGAGUGGCCUUAGCCUCGACCUGUCCACAGCUCAUCACUCAGCCCUCAGCUCACCAACACAGCCCCCGCCCCCCGUCCCCGUCUGCUUAUUUAUGUAUGUUAGCUUUGAGCGUCUAGCUUUGCGCUGGUAGAGUCUCUACACCAAAGACAUCCUGUUGAGAUCUUCUCCCUGAACUCCUCCUUGUGUUUCCUGCGCCCCUCCAUCCAGCAGGUUGCCCUUGGAUCCUGUGCCCUGUCACGGCUUCAGUGGAAAAACCUUUGCAAUUGUAAUGUUUACUAUGCAGAUCAAGGGCUGCAGUCGACCCUUGCUCCCUCUCAGCCCCGAGCCCUGCAGCCUCUCUCUGUGUGGCAGCUAGCACUUUGCUUCGGCUCUGCAUGGCAGCGCGUUUGCUCCUCUAUAUCGUCGCCUUCGGCAGAGAUACGUGUGCGUGGCACUAAACGUUUCCUUGUUGCCAAGUGAUUCUGGUGAUUGUGGCUACCAAAUAAAACGGACACUGCUCUUACAAAGUAACUGUAUAUCGCUGUUAAAGCAUGUUCACUGACAUUUUGCAGAUAUUUCAUGAACUGCAAAGAGGAAAAAAAACAAAAAAAAAACAGAAUUCAGAUCACUUGUGAAGGGUGUUGACAUCCGUUCUGUGCAUUUGAUGAAGAAACCUAUAAAGUGCAUGGUAACACUGUUUUGUACCUUUUGAUAGACAAACUCCUUGUCCUGAUGGCUGGUGGUUCAUGUGAGUGCGAGUUGUGAGGUUCUCUGUGUUUCUGUUGAUCUUGACUGUCUUGAGUUGAGGAAAUGCAAACUUGGUGAAAUUUGAUUGUGCCUGCAGUGUAACAGCAUCAUCGCCAUCCACAGCUUGGUCAGCACAUGCCUUUUUUCUUCUUCUUCUUUUUUUUUUUUUUUAAAUAAGAGAUGUUUGGUUUGGAUGUCGGCUAUACCUCAGUACCUUCUCGGGGCGACGGUGUAUUUAUGUCGUAACUGGACUCCCGUCGUGAAUAGUGCGUGUGUUUGCUUUCCAGGAUCCAGAAAUCUGCUCUUCCGUUCGUCUCCCCGCAGUCUGUUUUUCAUUUGCCCCUGGAAGUCAUGAAAUGUGGUUGAAACUCAGAUAUCUUGGAAAUACCUGUGGCUUGGAUGUUCGGUUUGCAGACAACGUCCGUAUGCUGUUCCUCGCUCGCAGAGCACGAAAAGCACGCUUCUGACCCAGUGUUUCAGAACUGCGGAAGUUUAACUUCUUUAGACGUGGCGUUUAGAUGUGUUCAGUUAAGAUGCCGUGGAUUUUAACUGCAUGCUACUUUCUAAUGAACUUGAGAAGUAAAACAUUGCUGCUUUUUUCCUGCUAGAUUUGGUCUGGAUCCGGAUGGUUCCUCAGUCAAACACCCUAAAAUUAUGAGUUUAUAAGGCCUUGGAAAGCUAUUUACACCUCAUAAAUCUUCUAGUGUAUAUUAUUGGGAUUUACAUGAUAGACCAACACGACGUAAUAAU